Molecule: messenger RNA, 2179 nt
Organism: Xiphophorus couchianus (Monterrey platyfish)
Lineage: Eukaryota; Metazoa; Chordata; Actinopteri; Cyprinodontiformes; Poeciliidae
Product: tripartite motif-containing protein 16-like
Exons: 1
Coding region: 62-1732 (556 amino acids)
Molecular function (GO): zinc ion binding; protein binding
Source: RefSeq, a predicted model, not a curated record
UUGAACCUGUUUCUGUUGUCAGGAAGUGAAACUCACACAGUCACUGUGUCUGAAACCAGAAAUGGAGCAGAAUCAGCUCGACCGAGAAACGUUCUCCUGUUUGAUCUGUCUGGAUCUACUGAAGGAUCCGGUGACUACUUCCUGUGGACACAGCUACUGUAUGAACUGUAUUAAAACCCACUGGGAUGAAGAGGAUCAGAAGAGGAUCCACAGCUGCCCUCAGUGCAGGGAGACAUUCAUACCGAGGCCUGUGCUGAAGAAGAACACCAUGCUAGCAGCUUUAGUGGAGCAGCUGAAGAAGACUGGACUCCAAGCUGCUCCUGCUGACCACCGCUAUGCUGGACAUGAAGAUGUGGCCUGUGAUUUCUGCACUGGAAGAAAACUGAAAGCCAUCAAGUCCUGCUUAUUCUGUCUGGCCUCUUUCUGUGAGAAACACCUUCAGCCUCAUUAUGAUUCAGCUGCUUUUAAGAAACACAAGCUGGUGGAGCCGUCCAAGAACCUCCAGGAGAACAUCUGCUCUAAGCAUGAUAAGUUAUUGGAGAUUUUCUGCCGCACCGAUCAGAAGUGUGUCUGUUAUCUCUGCACCAUGGAUGAACAUAAAGGUCAUGACACAGUCUCGGCUGCAGCAGAAAGGACUGAGAGGCAGAGAGAGCUGGAGGAGAGACGAGGAAACAUCCAGCAGAGAAUCCAGGACAGAGAGAAAUAUGUGAAGCUGCUUCAACAGGAGGUGGAGGCCAUCAAUCGCUCUGCUGAUAAAACAGUGGAGGACAGUGAGAAGAUCUUCACUGAGCUGAUCCGUCUCCUCCUGGAAAGAAGCUCUGAUGUGAAGCAGCAGAUCAGAUCCCAGCAGGAAACUGAAGUGAGUCGAGUCAAAGAUGUUCAGGAGAAGCUGGAGCAGGAGAUCACUGAGCUGAAGAGGAAAGACGCUGAGCUGGAGCAGCUCUCACACACAGAGGAUCACAACCAGUUUCUCCUCAACUACCCCUCACUGCCAGCACUCAGUGAGUCUACACACUCAUCCAGGAUCAACAUCCGUCCUCUGAGACACUUUGAGGACGUGACAGCAGCUGUGUCAGAGCUCAGAGAUAAACUACACAACGUCCUGAGAGACUCAUGGACAAACAUCUCACUGGUGGUCACUGAGGUGGAUGUUCUACUGUCAGAACCAGAACCAAAGAGCAGAGCUGGAUUCCUAAAAUAUUCAUGUGAAAUCACUUUGGAUCCAAACACAGUACACACAGAGCUGGGACUAUCAGAGGGGAACAGGAAGGUGACACUGAUGAGUCAACGUCAGUCCUAUUCUAGUCACCCAGACAGAUUCACUGGAUGUUAUCAGGUUCUGAGUAGAGAGAGUCUGACUGGACGUUGUUACUGGGAGAUUAAGAGGAGCAGGUUUCAGGUUCGUAUAGCAGUCGCACACAAGACUAUCAGCAGAGCAGGAUGGAGGAAUGAAUGUGGAUUUGGAUUUAAUAACAAAUCUUGGGCUUUAGACUGUUCCAAAAACAGUUUUAAAUUUGGUCACAACAACAUCUGGACCUCCAUCUCAGGUCCAGUUUCCUCCAGAGUCGGAGUGUACCUGGACCACAGAGCAGGUAUUCUGUCCUUCUACAGCGUCACUGAAACCAUGACUCUCCUCCACAGAGUCCAGACCACAUUCACUGAACCGCUACUGGCUGGAGUUUCUGUUGGUCUUACCACUGGAGACUCUGUGGAGUUCUGUAAACUCAGAUAGAUUUCCAUAGAUUUCCUCUCUUCACUCUGAUUGCUGAUCAGGGUUCAGUGUUCUGAUGUCUCGGCUCUGAUGUUCUUUAUUUUUCCGGUUUAAAUGUAGUUUCCUGUGUUCCAGAAUCUAUAAACCUGCUGAUGUUUUGUUUAAUUCUGCUAUGACUGAAAAAUUUCUCCACAUGAAAAUCUAUAUUUGCUUAGGUUUUAAUAGUUUUGCCUUAAUAUUUGUAUGGAUGUAUUUGGAUGUUCACUACAAAAACCUAGAAUCUUACCAAAUAUUUUGUCUACUUUAAAGUGCUAAUAUCUUAUUACACUUCAAAAAAAGACUAAACUAACUUACAAGUAACUUUUCUUUUCUUUGUGUUCCAGAAGCCAUAAAGAUAACCACUGCUGAUGUUUUCUUUCAUUAUUAUGUGAUAUAGAAAUGUUUCUACAAAUAAAAAUCUGAACUUGU